UCUAUUCCAUCGUCUUUCUUCAAUCCAACUUUCCUUUUCUCUUUCAAAAUAUCACCAAAACCAUUGAUAACCACAAAAUGCAAUACCAAGCACAACAACAAUAUGGAGCUUCCGCUUCUUCUUCCUCCUCCUAUUCUGUCAACGAUCCCAUGCGUCGGAUAGAGCGUAUGGCGGCCGAGAACGCGGUGGUCAUGUUCAGCAUGACUUCAUGUUGCAUGUGCCACGCUGUCAAACGCCUCUUCUGUGGAAUGGGAGUUAAGACUACAGUGUACGAGCUCGACGAGGACCCGAGAGGAAAAGAGAUAGAGAAGGCUUUGAUGCGUUUAAUGGGAAGCUCUUCGGCUGUUCCCGCCGUCUUCAUCGGUGGGAAACUCAUUGGCUCUAUGGAUAGAGUCAUGGCCUCUCAUAUCAAUGGCUCCCUCGUUCCUCUCCUCAAAAGCGCCGGCGCGCUUUGGCUUUAAAACGUCUUCCACCUAUGCAUCUUGACAUUUACAAAAUGUCAUUAAUGUGCAUCUUUUCUUGACCGAUUGAGAUAUGUUUGUGUUUUGCAGUAAAAGAAAAAAAAAUGUGAAUUAAGAAAGUUGAAAAAAAAAAGAGGAAGAGGAGAAUGUUGGGUACUUGUAAUAAUUAGCUCCCUCCUCUGAGAAAAGAAAAAAAUAACAGUUUUUUUUUC
This is a messenger RNA of Cucumis melo (muskmelon), 673 nucleotides long. RefSeq names its product glutaredoxin-C1-like. Gene Ontology annotation, biological process: negative regulation of DNA-templated transcription; anther development. The transcript has a single exon. NCBI's taxonomy places the organism in Eukaryota, Viridiplantae, Streptophyta, Magnoliopsida, Cucurbitales, Cucurbitaceae. Gene Ontology annotation, cellular component: cytoplasm; nucleus. The coding region runs from base 78 to 461 and encodes 127 amino acids. The record is from RefSeq and is a predicted model, not a curated record.